Molecule: messenger RNA, 2045 nt
Organism: Diospyros lotus (date-plum)
Lineage: Eukaryota; Viridiplantae; Streptophyta; Magnoliopsida; Ericales; Ebenaceae
Product: peroxisomal membrane protein PEX14
Exons: 12
Coding region: 179-1831 (550 amino acids)
Biological process (GO): protein import into peroxisome matrix, docking
Cellular component (GO): peroxisomal membrane; peroxisomal importomer complex
Molecular function (GO): signaling receptor binding
Source: RefSeq, a predicted model, not a curated record
UUUAUCUCCAGAAAUUCUACGGAUUAUUGCAUUGAGUCCCGCUGCCACCGCUUAGCGAUGAGCAAAAACCUUCUCUGACCUCACCCUAUUCGCUACGCCCUAUCAAUCUUCCUCAUUUUUUCAUUCAGAUUCUUUCUAUGUAAACUUCCCGGUAUCUGUAGAGGUAGAUCAACUCCCCAUGGCGUCCCAGUCCGCUUCUCCUCCCAAUCCGACUGAUGAUAAGCCCCAAAAUUCAGCUACAGAGAUUGUCCAGCCAGCUGUUGAGGACAAGCAAAAUACCAAGGCAGAGACUAGUGGAGGAAUCUCUUCCCCAUCCGUGUUCGUGAAUUCAGAACCAAUGCGGGAAGAACAAGUGCAAAAUGCUGUAAAGUUCCUUUCACACCCAAAAGUGAAAGGAUCACCGGUCAUCUAUAGGCGAUCUUUUCUUGAGAGAAAGGGCCUCACAAAGGAGGAGAUAGAUGAAGCUUUCCGUCGUGUGCCUGAUCCACCCCAGACUAUUUCAAGUGCACAACCAGCUGGUGCUAAUCAAGAUGGCCAGAUUAAAUCAUUGCCAAAUGCACAACCACAAGUUUCAACUCAAGCUCUGCAGCCUUCGGGAGCUGUUCCUGCUGGUGUUGUUUCUAAGACUGUUUCAUAUUACCAAUUUCGCUGGUCCCAUGCUCUUUUUGCUGUAGGAGGACUUGCUCUUUCAGGUGCCGGAACAGCUGUUCUGUUCAAGAAUGUUAUUGUCCCAAGGUUGAAGUCUUGGGUUCGCAAGGUUGUAUUUGAGGAAGAUGAAGAAACUUGCAAGAAAAUCAAUUCGAAGGCAAACCUGGAGCAAGAAGCAGCAGCUGCUGCAAAAGCUGCUGCAGCUGCAGCUGCUGAUGUGGCACGAGUCAGCCAGGAAAUGUUGGUAUCAAAAAGUGAAGAGAGGAAAUACUUUGAGGAACUUAUGAAUCUGAUAGGGGUGCAAGUUCAGGAAAUGAAGUCAUUGAGUAAUGCUGUAAUGAAGUUAGAAGGGCAAAGUAAGACCUCUGAGAAAAUCCCUCCUGCUGAGCAAGAUCAUCAUUUCUCAUUCACAAAUUUGAGGCAAUCAAAUGCGAACGGGAAGGUGGACUUUUACUCAGCAACAUCUGCAUCACCUCCUGCAACCGCAGAACAGUCUGUUGCCCCUCACCCAAAAUCUUAUAUGGAUAUCAUGGCUAUGGUUCAAAGAGGAGAGAAACCUCCAAACGUGAGGGAGAUAAAUGAUCAACCACCCAAUCCUAAUCAACCAUUACCAAAUCCUCAUUCAGCACCGAGAGCUAAGCCUUGGGAGUUUGGGCAGAACCAGAACAGCUUUAGGCAGGUUUCUCAGAUUCACGAGAGCAGUGAUGGGUCAAAUUCCAGCUCAAUAGAUUAUGGGGUUGCAUAUCAGUUGAAUGAAGAUAGUUCAGUGCCUUGGUGGCAAAGAAAAAAUGUCAGGAUCGCUGAGAUCGAAAAUGAAAAUGAUCCAAAGAGUGGGUCCCUUGACGUGGUAACCAAUGAAAGACCAGUUCAGCGUUCGUGGGUUCCUCCGCAGCCACCUCCUGUAGCUUUGCCUGAAGCUGCUGCAGCCAUCCGACAACCAAAGAAGCCACAAUCUCAGAAACAACCAGGCGACGAUCGGGUAGCGGCUAAUCCUUCAGAUGUAGCUGACGAGUUGCAGAGAAUCACAAAAAUAUCAGAAUCCGGUGGUGUGGUGGACGCGAAUGGCGAGAACUCAGGCCCGAACGGACAAUUACCUGAAUUAGGAGUCGUGGUGGAUGCAAACGGUGGCAGCUCAGGGCUGAACACAAGUGAGAUACAAGAAGAACGAGUGGAGUCUUACUGAAGGGAAAUUUAAUCCUCUGCUUAAUAUAAGGUAUAUUCCAUAUAUAGUUACUAAUGUUGAAGAUAAUAGCUCAAGUACAUGUCGCUCAUUCUCGUUUCUGGUUUUGUACAACUAGUGAAGGCUCUCGCAAUAUAGUAUAUGUGGACCAAUGGCAUGAAUAUGAUGGUUAAAUAAAUGAAAUAAGGAAACCUAGUUAUUGGUGACUUUUUCCCUC